This is a messenger RNA of Fomitopsis serialis, 360 nucleotides long. RefSeq lists its product as uncharacterized. Lineage: Eukaryota; Fungi; Basidiomycota; Agaricomycetes; Polyporales; Fomitopsidaceae. The record is from RefSeq and is a predicted model, not a curated record. The transcript is spliced from 3 exons. Bases 1 to 360 code for a protein of 119 amino acids.
AUGACCGGCCACCCCACCUGGUGGACCGACCACUUCCGCUGCCUCAUCUGUCACUCGGUCGCGCACCCGACCGGCCUAUGCCCGAUGCCGGCGGUCCGCGACUGGCACGGCCCUACGCCUAACUCGGAGAACAUCCGACGCCAGAUGAACGCCAUCGCGAACGUCCAAGCCCAAGCGGGCCACGCGGCGGAGGCAGAGGCGGGCGAGGCGCAGGCGGCGGCGGCGGUGGACGCGGGCAAGGACGCGGUCGAGGUGGCCGAGGCCGCGGAGGAGGAACUGCCCCAACAGGCGAUAGAACCACACCUGCACCCAGGAACGCUCGCCCAAACGGUAGGCGGACGAAGGCAUCCCUCCACCUAG